Molecule: messenger RNA, 378 nt
Organism: Penicillium canariense
Lineage: Eukaryota; Fungi; Ascomycota; Eurotiomycetes; Eurotiales; Aspergillaceae
Exons: 3
Coding region: 1-378 (125 amino acids)
Source: RefSeq, a predicted model, not a curated record
AUGGUUCAUUUCGAAGACCUGCGCCAGGCGGCAUACAAUUCCGAGAAUGACCUAAACUCCUACCAGGCCAAGCAAGGUGUUGGUCGCAAGAGUGAUUCAACUCUCGAGUCCGGCGUCGACGAGAUGGUUGACCAGCGAUUCCCUGAAUCCCGAGGUGUCAAGUAUGGUCCUGGCUCAACUGCCUCUGGCAGUGAUCACCGUACGGUUCCUGAGGAUGAGGGUGGUACUCGGGAUGACCGUGGCAGACUCCCUAAAGCAGAGCACUUCCAGGGCCCAGGAGGCCCCGAAGACAAGAUCAAGAUCGAUUCAGAGAACCGGCCCGGCGACCCAGAUACUCUCAAUCUGCAGGACAUGAAGCGUCGGGGUAUUGCGCCGUAA